Drosophila ficusphila is the source of this 386-nucleotide messenger RNA. RefSeq lists its product as uncharacterized. Lineage: Eukaryota; Metazoa; Arthropoda; Insecta; Diptera; Drosophilidae. The record is from RefSeq and is a predicted model, not a curated record. The transcript has 2 exons. Bases 104 to 313 code for a protein of 69 amino acids.
AAACUUUAGAUAGAAAGGUGACAACUCUGUAUUGCCUACGUGAGAGCAACAAUUUGUCAUAAAAACAUUUGGCUAAAAACUACUUAAAAUUACAAAAAUCAAUAUGAAAGUUUCCGUUUUUGGCGAACUUAACACAUUCGAGCUGUUUAUCCUGUGUACAGUAAUACCGGCUGUUUUCGUUUUCUUGUGGACCCUAAUAUCUGGCGAUAUGAAGAACUUCAAGGGCAGUAAACUGGCCUACUCAGUCUAUACGGCCAAGGACCCGAUUAAUUGCUAUCAGGAAUACAUGCCGGAAAAACAAAAGGAUUCUUAGAAUAUCAAAGCCUUAUCAUGUAUUCAAAUUGUACAUAUGUACAUAUACGAAAUAAAAGCAAAUAAUAGGAGGA